ACUGCCUGAGCCUGACUUCUGUGCCUCUCCCUGUGGGAUAAUGAAUAAACUAAGCAGCAAAGAGUCGCCUUUUUGAAUAGAAGAUACAAAAGAAGAAGACCUGGCUUGGCUUAGAACAUUAAGUGGAUGGUGCAGAAAUUGAAAUAAGAUUGAAAUAAGAAAUGCCAGGGCAGAAGAAGCAGGCCUUGUUGUGUCUGUUUUGUUAUGUGUGAGAGCCCUGCAGCUCCGAUCAAAUGAAAAUGAUGACAUGAAGACCUCUGUAUGCAAAACAAUUGCAUGCCUUCUGCCGGAAGACCUCAAAGUAAGAAGAGCAUGUCAGCUCACUGACUACUUACUCGAGCCAAAUGAGGAAAGAUACAGUCUACUAGAAGAGCUCUACCUGCAACCAGAUCAAAAAUUGGAUGGAAAAAACUUCCUGUGUUGUGAGCUGCUGUUGGCUUUAAAGGUGUAUUGGCUAUUUGAUCCAGAAUUUUGGGACUGGAAAACUCUGAAGCGACACUGGAGAAGAAAAGAAGUUUCUGAUUUGGGGGAUGAUCUAAGUUGCAGGAAGAUGUCUUUCAAUGAAACUGCGAUGUUAGAUGUUUUCCUAAGUGAUAGUGAAGAUAAUAAUUCUGAAGGUCAAGAUAUAAUCAAUCAGCCUAAAGUGAGAGUUAAAAAGCCCAUUGGGUCCUCAGAAAGGUACCAGAGGUGGCUUCAGUACAAAUUUUUCUGUGCUAUUUGCAAAAAGGAAUGUAUAGAGGCCAGAAUACUUCACCAUUCUAAGAUGCAUAUGGAAGAUGGCAUUUAUACAUGUCCAGUGUGUAUAAAAAAGUUCAAGAGGAAGGAUGUCUUUGUGACGCAUGUGAUGGAACAUGUAAAAAUGCCUCCUAGUAGAAAAUACCGUGGUAAGAAGAAGUUGCUGUUGAAAAAAGAGAGGCUGGCAAAUAGCAGUCUAGCCAGAAUUGCUUCUGUGGCUCUUGAAGAACAACCCAGAACUGACGUGCAGGAUUAUGUCACGUUUAGUAAGCUAGAAAACUGCCACUUGCAGGACAGGGACCUGUACCCAUGCCCAGGCACGGAUUGCUCUAAGGUGUAUAAGCAGUUCAAGUACUUAAGUGUUCACUUGAAAGCAGAACACGAAAAUGAUCAAAAUGCAAUACACUACAUGGACAUGAAAAACAGGAGAGAGAGGUGUUCAUACUGCAGGCGGCAUUUUGUUUCGGUAUUCCAUCUACAGGAGCAUGAACACGUGCACAGUGGCCCCCAGCCAUACAUGUGUGUGUCAGUGGGCUGCUAUGCUAGGUUUGGAUCAGUGAAUGAGCUGCUCCAUCACAAGCAGCAACAUGACAAUCUGCGUUAUAAAUGUGAGCUCAGUGGCUGUAACCUUGUUUUCAGUGACUUAGGGCAACUCUACCACCACGAAGCCCAGCAUUUUAGGGAUGCUUCUUACGCAUGCAACUUUAGUGGCUGUAAAAAAAUUCUACUAUUUCGAAACCGAGUUUAUGGAUCACAUGUCAAUGCAUAUUUCAGAUGGUGAAAUUAAGAAGGUACGGAUUAAGCAGGAGGAAAAUGUUUCUGGGGACAGUCUUACUUGCCUUUCAGAUUCGGAGGUAUUUGAACAAAAAGAUCCCACUUGCCUGCAUGAGAGUCUUAAUUUGCCUUCAGGAUCUACAAAUUCAGAGGGAAUCCAGCAGGUUAAGCUAGAACCUACAAACUCGGAGGGAGUCCUGCAAGUUAAACAGGAAGCUAUGUUUGAUGGAGAGGUAGAUAUUAAAGUAAUGACAGUUUAAGAAGCAAUAUUGGACCCCCUAGCCAGUGAGAUACAGUUGGUGCCAUUGACUGAAGCAAUAGAUUUGGCCAGGCAACUCCUUUCUCUUAAACUCCCCUGUUAAAAUGUUUUGAUGUGGGUUAAGCAGAUACAUAGUUAUUUUAGUCUAACAUAGUGUUUUAUUGUCCGACAUAGAAUUUUAAAAUCCUUCUCUGGUUAUUUUUGUGCUUU
Messenger RNA from Lacerta agilis (Sand lizard), 1978 nucleotides. Its product is annotated as zinc finger protein Rlf-like. The record is from RefSeq and is a predicted model, not a curated record. Gene Ontology annotation, cellular component: nucleus. Gene Ontology annotation, biological process: carbohydrate metabolic process; regulation of transcription by RNA polymerase II. Gene Ontology annotation, molecular function: DNA-binding transcription factor activity, RNA polymerase II-specific; glycosyltransferase activity; DNA binding. The coding region runs from base 248 to 1516 and encodes 422 amino acids. The transcript is spliced from 3 exons. Lineage: Eukaryota; Metazoa; Chordata; Lepidosauria; Squamata; Lacertidae.